AUGGAGUACGAUACUUUCACCGCGACCCAGUACAACACCAGCGACGCGACUUCGUUCGCCCACACAUCAGCGCGCGAGCGAUGGCCGAUCAUCAUUACCCAGGGCAUUGACGACGUGCACAAGUCCACCUCGGCGUCCAAAGAGGAGGAGACGGUGAAGGAGGGCAAGCAGAUCGUCGCGGACUUGGCCAAGCUGAAGUACGAGCUGCAGCACGACCGCGAACUGACGCCGAUCCCGGACGACGGCGAGGCAGACGUGACCGCAUACAACGAGGAACUGGCAGCGAGAGGGAAUCCCAAGUGGCACAGCGUGCCCUGGCUGUACGCCGAGUGCUACUUGUACCGACGCAUUUCGAGUAUCUUCAGGCAGACCAAGAACUGGCGCUCCUACGACCUCUUCGCCCGCCAGAAGAUGUCCACCUUCAAGUCCUCUCGCCCCGCCGUCCUCGAACUUGCCGGUCGCUAUAAAGACAUCGUCACCGAGUUGCAGCAGAAACGCGCAGCCAAGGGCGCAGAGACGCAGGAGCAGCUCGAGGCCGCUGAAGAGAUUCUCUUCAGGGAGAUGUGCGAGAUCUGCCUGUGGGGCAACGCUACCGACUUGUCCCUCCUGACAAACCUCUCAUACGAGGACAUCCAGAAGCUGCAGGGCUCAGAAGCGCGCAAGAACGCGGAGAAGAACAUCCUGGUUAACGACCUCGACCAGGCCUUCAAGGUUUUAACCGCUGCACAGAAGGCAGGCAAGAAAGACCGCAGAGUCGACAUCGUCCUCGACAAUGCCGGCUUCGAACUCUUUGUCGACCUCAUCUUGGCGGGCUACCUCGUUGCGUCAGGCCUCGCAACCUCCGUCGUCUUCCACCCCAAGUCAAUCCCCUGGUUUGUAUCCGACGUGCUGCCUACGGACUUUGCCGCGCUACUCAGCGCCCUGGCGAGCCCACAAGCAUUCUACAGCGCCCCUUCGGAAGAGGACGAGGCCGCCGGCAAGCAGCCGCAGCCUUUGUCAGACGCCGAGCUUGGCAGCUUGCAAUUCCUUUUCCAGCACUGGAUGAGCAUAUACUCCGAAGGCCAAUUGGCCCUGCGACCAAACGACUUCUGGACUGCCGCAGGUGGCUACUGGAGACUUCCCAAGGCGGAACCGCAGCUAUACGAAGACCUCAAGACGAGCGAGCUCGUCAUUUUCAAGGGUGAUCUGAACUACCGCAAACUGACCGCUGACGCCGAAUGGCCAGCGACAACACCUUUCACAGAUGCUAUCGGCCCUAUGGGUCCUGGCUCCGGUGUCCGUGUUCUCGCACUCCGCACAUGCAAGGCUGACGUCGUUGUUGGCCUGCCGGAAGGCAAGGACGAGGAGCUCAAGCAGAUGGCAGGCGGGAGCACAGAGAAUGGAGCACGGAAGUGGGCGUGGAGCGGUAAGUGGGCCGUAGCUCAGUUCUCGGAUGGUAAGGCGUAG
Messenger RNA from Ascochyta rabiei, 1446 nucleotides. RefSeq names its product Hairy/enhancer-of-split with YRPW motif protein 2. The record is from RefSeq and is a predicted model, not a curated record. Gene Ontology annotation, cellular component: nucleus; cytoplasm. Gene Ontology annotation, molecular function: phosphatase activity. Gene Ontology annotation, biological process: DNA damage response. Lineage: Eukaryota; Fungi; Ascomycota; Dothideomycetes; Pleosporales; Didymellaceae. The transcript has 3 exons. The coding region runs from base 1 to 1446 and encodes 481 amino acids.